AUGACGACGAUCUUCAACAUCCCUUGCGGCUCCCACAGCGUCCGCACCAGCGUGACUUCGGAGCCAGCCGCAGCGCAGAGAUGGGUCCGCGACAUCCGCCAGUACCGCUACUACCGACAAGGGCGCCUCCUGGUGGGGCUGGGCGUCCAGUGCGUGUCCAGGCACGCCGCCACGCUCCAGCUCUGCGUGGGGUCGAACUGCCUCAUCUUCCAGCUCCACCGCACCGACCACUGCCCCGACGCCCUGCGCAGCUUCCUCGUGGACCCCAACGUCAUCCUGGUUGCGCUGUGGGACAACGCGGCCGCGGCGCUGCUGAAGGCCUCGCCGCACGCGGUCGAGGUGGGGGCGCUGGUGGACGUGCGGAUGGUGGCGCACCAGCUGAGGGGGUGCGACCGGGGAGCGACGAUGGGGCAGCUGGCGGAGGAGAUAUUGGGGAUUCCCGGGAUGAGCAAGGAUGAGGCGGUGGGAUGCAGCGACUGGGAGGUUGAGGAGCUCACAGUGGAGCAGCUGCAGUAUGCUUGCCAUGAUGUUUUUCUUCCUUUCUUGAUGGCCAUUGAGUUUCACCUUUGGGAAUGGAUAUACCAUUAUUGAUCAUUUUCUAAGUAUUUCAUGAAAUGCUUUAUAUCAUGCUCAAAAACUGUACACAACAUUUGGAUGAAGCGGUGGCGUACGGCGACUGGGAGGUUGAGUCAC
Molecule: messenger RNA, 693 nt
Organism: Salvia splendens (bonfire salvia)
Lineage: Eukaryota; Viridiplantae; Streptophyta; Magnoliopsida; Lamiales; Lamiaceae
Exons: 1
Coding region: 1-591 (196 amino acids)
Biological process (GO): nucleobase-containing compound metabolic process
Cellular component (GO): cytoplasm; nucleus
Molecular function (GO): nucleic acid binding; 3'-5' exonuclease activity
Source: RefSeq, a predicted model, not a curated record